ACGUUGAACGUCAUCGGACAUCCGUCAAAUAUGGAAAAUUAGCCAAAUCAACUAUUUAGCAAUUUAACUUUUACAAAAUCUAUCACAGCCAGUAUAUUUUCCCCUUAUAAUUAUUUAAACUGUAAACAGAAAAAUGGAGAGCCUAUUCAGCUUAUGGAAAGUUCGAGAAAUCGCAGAUAAAGUAACAAAUGUUGUAAUGAAUUAUACUGAAAUUGAGGCCAAAGUAAGGGAAGCCACAAACGAUGAAGCAUGGGGCCCAACAGGAGCACUUAUGCAGGAGUUAGCUCAUGCAACAUUUACUUAUGAACAUUUCCCAGAAGUUAUGUCUAUGCUUUGGAAGCGAAUGCUACAAGAUAGUAAACAGCAUUGGAGACGAACCUAUAAGGCCUUAUUGGUGCUGAACUAUCUCAUAAAAAAUGGUUCUGAGAGGGUGGUCACAUCAUCAAGAGAACAUAUCUAUGAUCUAAGAUCUCUGGAAAAUUAUACAUUCAUAGAUGAUAAUGGGAAGGACCAGGGGGUUAAUAUUAGGCAUAAAGUGAAGGAAUUGAUAGACUUUAUACAAGAUGAUGAUCGACUGAGAGAGGAGAGAAAAAAGGCUAAAAAGAAUAAAGAUAAAUAUAUUGGGAUGAGCUCUGAUAUGGUUGGUAUGAAGUUUGGAGGAGGAUCUGACAGGUGGGAUGAACGACCACACCAAAGGAGUGAAUUUGCUGAUAAUAAUUGGGAUGACAAUAACUCUAAUAAUAGGUACCGCGACACCUCGUAUGAAGAAGAUAUUGAAAGGGACAAUGUGGACAGUGAUGAUGACAGUUCCCCCAGAGCUAAAUAUAAAGAUGAUAGGGGACCAAGUAGUCUGCCAGUAUCAGCUCCCACGUUUGCAGAAAAGAAGGUGAAUUUGAGCUUAAACUCCAAUAUAACAGCUUCCCCAAAGAAACCUCAAAAACCUAUUAAAAAGGUUGAUUUAGGAGCAGCAGCAAACUUUGGCCGGGACACUACACAGAGUCCAUUGCCGCGGCCCCCUAGUGGUGGAGGCACCGCAGAUUUGUUUGAUGAUUUUGAUCCACGUGCGGCAGAGCAUACAGCUGCUGCUAGUCAUAUUGAGUUUGGAAGCUUUGAAACCGCGUUUGGAGAAGGUGCUUCUGCGCACCAGUCAGCUCCCGUUGUGCCAAUCAGCAGCAAAAGCGAAGAUGAUUUUGCCGAUUUUAGUUCGGCCUUUUCAAACUCAAGCAGUACGGCUCCUUCCAGUUUGCUCACCUCCCCCACAACUCCGAGUGUUUUACCGAACAUUUUACCUCCGAUGGGCGUUUCCAAUCAAAACUUGCUUGGCAGCUCCUCUGCUCAAAUUCCUAACUUAGCUGGACCAGGUUCGAAUAAUUUAUUAGGAGGUUUUGGACAACCAAUGGCUUUUCAAGGUCAACAGCCUCCCCUUCUUAGUCAAAACGCACCUAAGAAUUCCGGAGCGGAUUUGCUUGGAGAUUUGACUGAUUUUGGUAGCCUGAGUUUGGGAAAUAAAAUAAACUCGUCAAAUGGCCUGAAUAAUAAUAAUAGUGACGGAUUACUAGGAGGGCCUGGACUAAUGGAUAAUUUUGAUGAUGGAAAAUCGCAUGUUGGAAGCCCCUACAAGAAUAAAACUCGCAAAAAGUCCAAACUAGAAAAGGACCUAGCAGAAGUAACAAUGGCUACAGUAGACCACCUCCGGAAUAUACCGAAGAUAUCUUGCCAAGCAGACAUAGAUCGUGUGCUUUUGCAUUUAAAAAAUUUACUAACUCACUUACCAUCCGGGAUAAACUAUCAGCGACUACAAGGACUCGACGAUAUAUUUUACCAACAUUAUACGGAUAAUUAUUUUGCCGAACUUGUAGAGGAACUGAUAAAGUUUUUCGAUCAUAAUUUUCCGUUUCAAAACGGGAAAAUGUAUGAAGAGGUUGCAAAGAUAUUUAGCAUUGAGGAAUGUAGUUUCUUCGAAACGAGUUUGGGCAUACUUAUUUCCUAUGUUAAGGAUCAUAAAAAGCAACAGAGUGUUGUAGGCUGUUUGGAGGUCCUGUUUGCAAAUGAAGGUCUGUUUGCUACUAUUGUUAGUCAUGUUUAUUUAACGGAUGAUACAGAUACUUGGAACAAUACCGUCAGAAAUCUGACUUCAUUGCCUGGCAGAAUUUCUAAUGCAUUAGAACGGGACUAUCCAAAAUUUUUUACUAAUGCACAAUUUUCAAAUCUGUUGCUAUACAAUGUGUUUAAAACUAUUGAAUUUCUUGCCACAGUGGCCUACAAGGAUGGAAGUAAAAUAUACUUUGACAAACUAGCUAAGCUCAUAAGCAAGAUUUUCAUUAAUUUUAAUGAUAAAAAUAACUGUGAUGUUGUGGAGCAUUUUGUUAAUAUUGUAGCUUUACUUACAAAUAAGCUCUCAGACAAAAUAAACAUAUACAGGGAUAUCUUCUACAAAUUAUUUGAUUGUGUUGAUCGAUAUGCAACAGAAAUUUUGGCUAAAGAAUUUCUUACCAAAGUAGACCCAAAGAAGUACUUAAUAACAAAUAUUUUUGGUCCCAAAAUUAUUAAAAACACGCACUGGAAGUACAUGCUUUGUACAAAAGUACCACUGCUAACUUUUAUUGAAAGAAAUCAUGAAAACUUAGUGGUUAAUUUAGUUGUUUACCUUGGUAAGACAUCACAUACAGAUUUGGUAACUCUUCUUUUAAAUUUAGUAUCUAUCUGGUCAGAUAGGUCAUCUAUUAAACAUACCAGCGUGGAACAACAUCUUUUAAUAUCAAAAUUAAUUGUGUGCAUAUUAAAUUGCCUAAAAGAAAUUGGCCUUUCUGAUUAUGAAAAGAAGCAACUCAAAAAUAAAGCAUUUCAUGGAUUACCAGCUCAUUUGGAAAGUUGCGUGGAUGUUAUUAAAUAUUCUGGAAUGAAAACUGGAGAAAUUCUAGUAAAUUUUGUGCAUGAAGACGGUAAAGAUGAAUUGAAGUUUCAAUAUGAAAAUUUAAAGCCUGAAGCUAAAAAAGCAGUUGAGCUUCUAGAAUAUUUUAUUGAACUAGACUUUGCCGAAUUGUAUAAGGCUAAAAAUGAAUUUAAUGAUGACAUCAGUGAGAUGUUAUCUAAGCUACAUACCUCUUCAGAUGUUAAACACUAUACACCUCCAGAACGCAUAUUUAGAAUUAAGAAGGACCUGUCAAAUGAAGUAGUUAUGACGCAAUUAAAUACGAAACCAAAAGAUUAUGGUAUUACAAUUAUUGAUAAUAAUAUGAUAAUUGAUUCAGAUGAUGAGUUUGAACCCUAUGAAUUUACAGAUACCAAAGUAUGUGAUCGUAAACCUCCCGCUUAUUUAAGAGAUCUCAGAGAUGCUUUGAUAGAAGCUGAUGACGCGGAAUUAUUUGCUUUAACCUUGGAAAAUUGUGAAAAACUUAUUAUAGAGCAACUGCCCGAUGAUGAUGAAAGUAUUGGACUUGAACUGUUACAAAUUCUUAUCUGUUUAGAUAUGAAAUUCUAUAUGGAGAAGUUUGAGGAGCUGGUAUUUAAAAGCUGUGUAGCAAUAACUUGUGUGUAUCCAGCUGCUUGUACUGAAUAUUUGUGUCAACAAAUACACGCUGGUGUAGGAAAAUACUCUAUGGUCCAUCGAAUAUUUAUGUUGGAUGUAUUAAGACAGGCCGCUAAAACUUUAUCAAGUCUUAUUAAAAGUUCAACAGAGCCACCAAAGAAAAAAGCUAAAUUAGAAGUGACAUCGUCCUCAGAAAUAAUCAAAAAGAGGCUCGAAAGUAAGACGCGAUACUUUCACAAGAAUAAAGUCAUAAAAUACGAGCAAAGAAAUAAGUUUGCUGAUGUAGCAGGGCACUUCUUUUUUCCUUUACUUUACGGAUACAAUCAGAACAAACUGCUCUCUCAGCAAAUAACCAAAGAUGACGAUUAUUUGUUUUUAAUACAUUUUAUAGAAACUUUAGCAAUUUUAAUGGUUUGUGCCCAAAACUGCCCUAUUGCAAGCCGAAUGACCAGAGAAGCGUUACAUUUUUCAUGGUUUCUACGUUUCCAUAAAGAUGUCAAAGUUCGAAUGGCGGUAUUAAAUCUCAUCGGAGCUACAAUUUUAGUUAUUCCUCAUGCGAUUUUAGUGCAAGAUUUUAUAAACGAACUGUUUGAAAUCCGAUUAUGGUUAGCAGAUUUAUUAAAUCCCAGUGCCACACGAGGCGAACCUAAUACAGAAUGUAGACAUUUAGCAACUUGUACUAUGAUUCUUAUUGAGAAUGUUCUCAAAGCGGAUGAGGAAGACGAAUCAUAAUAUUAUAGUUAAAAAACAUGAUGCUGCUUUGAAUGAGUUGAACUAUCCUUAAGGCUAAAUUUAAAGUCAUAUCCUUCAAACCCAGAACACAAUUGCUCCUGGAAUUAUAUACAGGGUGUUUGGUUCACCGAAGUAUAUAAGAAAGGGGGUAAUAAGUGAAAUCAUUUUGAACAUAUUUAACUCUAUAUAGUAUUAUAUCAAGUGUUACGGUUUUCCAGAUAUAGUCGUUUUUCCGAAUUGUACCAAAUUUGGUGAAGGAUCGAUAAAAGUUAUAAUUAAAUUUUUGUUAAUUAUUUUUUUAUUAUAAACCUGAAUGUGUAUUUCAAAGACAAAAAACACGUACUGGGAUCUACGUUUGAUAAAAAGAAACUGGAAUAAUAAAAUCUAGAAAAUGAGUUUCAGAAAUAUCUAACUUGGAGUUUAUAGGCGAAUAAUUUAUAGUGUGUAAAUAAGAUAUUCAAGUUCAAAUAUUUUCAAAAACUUCCUUUAUCUUUAUUCUUUUUAUUGUUAUAUCACAUUCUAAUAGAAAAUGCUGCUUCUUUUUUAUUGACAGCAGCUUAGUGAUGUGUUUCAGUUUUUAAAAUUUAAUUUUCUUUGUUGUUGCUGUUAGAUCCUUAGUAGCCUUGCGUUGCUCCGUGACGGACAAACUCAUCUUUUACGAUUUUUACCUAUAAGUAAAUGAAACAAAUUAGUAAGUACUACAUUUGUAAACAUGAUUUUAAUAAGCAUAAUAUUAUAAUUUUUUUUGUGAAAAAAAUAAAGGAAAAAGCACUUGUAGUAAGAAAUUAGUGUUUAAAGAACUAACCGAAGAUUACUUAGCACUGAGUAGGUCUAAACAACUAAAAAAAUACGCAGGAAAAUACGGAAUGUGAAAGUAGGUUAAUAAAAAAACGCGAAUGUUCUCUUAACAAAAAAUAUGUAUUUACAAGAAUUAAUUACUCUCAUAGUCGAAAUGACAACCACCGUUUCUAAUACAAUGUCGACAUCUUCGUCGCAUCUCUGUAGUGAAUACGCCUAGCCUCAGUUCCGUCUUCAUUAUUUCUGCUGUUGCGUUAUUUUUUUGGAUUAGAUGUUCUCGAUUUAGGAUUUUUUUAUUGUACACCAGUUCUUUCAUUCUUCCCCAAAUAUGGUAGUCAAGGUGAGUGAAAUCGGGAGAUCUAGCUGGCCACAAUAUCGGAUAAAUUCUAGAUAAUUUUCACCAUUUAAAUUGUCUGGCAAAAAAUACGGACCGAUUAAAACUCGUCCUAUUACACUUGCCCACACAUUAAAUUUUCGUUGAAGUGAAAUUUGUUUCUUCAUAUGAGGAUUUUGAUUUGUCCAAUAAUGUAGGGUGUGAAAAUUAGUAAUCCUUUCGCGAGAAAAAUUGGAUUCAUCCGUCCACAAAAUUCUCUUAUAUCAGAAUAUGUUAUUUACACACUUCGAGUUAUUUGCGACAUAUAAACUCAAAAUUACUUUGGAAAUUCGUUUUGUACAUUCAACUAAGUCACAUUUUUUUUAUCAUGUGUACCAAUACAGUACGCGUUUUAUAUCAUUGAAAAACACAUUCAAAUUUACAAUAAAAAAAUAAUUAAUCAGAUAAAAUAAUAAACAAAAGUUAUUAUAAUUUUUAUGGAUCCAUCACCAAAUUCGAUACACUCCGGAAAAACCAUGAUAUCUCGAAAUCCGUAACACUUGGUAUAACACUAUAUAGGGUUAAAUAUAUACGUCGGCGAACCAAACACCCUGUAUAUAUCUCGUCCUAGAGCAUUGGAAUAAAAAACGGAAAAAUUGCUAUAAAUAUUUUGAGAAACUAUGAAGAACACAACAUGAUGGAUUCUUGUAGAGAUUUUCAUUUUAUUUAUAUAAAUAUGUUUUAAGGCAUACUUGAUUUAUCAUCAUGUAAAUAAAACAUUAGUGUUGGACAUUCUUAGCUAAGAUGGAAAGUUGUAAAUGUUAGAGUAGAGUACAAAUUAUAAUUAGUUAAACACCAGCUGACUAAAGUUAUUUUAAUAUUUAGUUAAGUCUUAAGUUACUUUAAUUGCCAUAUAUUUAUGAUUUUUUAUUUUUAUUAUAUUUUGCCUAUUGUAUAAAUCUUGCUUUUUAGAAGUAUCAAAGUGAUUGCUUUAUAAUAUCAUAACUUCGUAAUGGAUGAAUUUAUUUUACAGAGUAAUUAAAUUUGUUUUGAGAUCUAA
Molecule: messenger RNA, 6432 nt
Organism: Anthonomus grandis grandis
Lineage: Eukaryota; Metazoa; Arthropoda; Insecta; Coleoptera; Curculionidae
Gene: lqfR
Product: clathrin interactor 1
Exons: 8
Coding region: 134-4261 (1375 amino acids)
Biological process (GO): endocytosis
Cellular component (GO): endosome; plasma membrane; clathrin vesicle coat
Molecular function (GO): clathrin binding; phospholipid binding
Source: RefSeq, a predicted model, not a curated record